CGCCCCGGACGGGAAGGUCGUCCCUGUGACCGACUCGGCGGUUGGAGUUGCUGUCGCCAUGUUGUCGGUCGCCGCCCGUUCGGGCCCUUUUGCGCCUGUUUUGACGGCCACGGCCCGUGGGGUGGCGGGUGCGUUGCGGCCCCUAGUACAGGCCGUAGUUCCCGCCGCCCCGGAGCCGCCGGUGCUGGACGUGAAGCGGCCCUUCCUGAGUAAGGAGUCGCUGAGCGGCCAGGCCGCGAGCCGGCCUCUGGUCGCCUCCGUGGGCCUCAAUGUCCCAGCUUCUGUCCGCUUCUCACACACAGAUGUCAAAGUGCCCGACUUCUCUGACUACCGCCGCCCUCAAGUCUUAGACAGCACCAAGUCUUCUAAAGAGAGCAGUGAGGCUAGAAAAGGGUUCUCCUAUUUGGUAACUGCAACCACAACAGUGGGCGUCGCCUAUGCUGCCAAGAAUGCCGUCUCCCAAUUUGUCUCCAGCAUGAGUGCUUCGGCUGAUGUGUUGGCCAUGUCCAAGAUUGAGAUCAAGCUAUCUGAUAUUCCAGAAGGCAAGAACAUGGCCUUCAAAUGGAGAGGCAAACCCCUAUUUGUGCGACAUAGAACCAAGAAGGAGAUCGACCAGGAAGCUUCAGUGGAAGUGGCCCAGUUGCGGGACCCGCAGCAUGAUUUAGAGCGUGUAAAGAAACCGGAGUGGAUCAUCCUGAUAGGAGUCUGCACUCACCUCGGCUGUGUCCCCAUUGCCAACGCAGGCGAUUAUGGUGGCUAUUACUGCCCCUGCCACGGGUCUCACUAUGAUGCCUCUGGCAGGAUCAGGAAGGGGCCUGCGCCCCUCAACCUUGAAGUCCCCACCUACGAGUUCACCAGUGAUGAUGUAGUGGUAGUUGGCUAGAUACUUGGACCCAAGUCCCGGGCUUCCUCCUGUCCUCACGUCACCUCAGGAGAGUUUCGAGGAAGCCUAGUGUACUUCCAAGUUGGUUGAUGUGCCGUAUUUGAAUUGUUGACAAUGUAUUUGCAUACAUUAAUGUGAGGUAAAUUGAAAGUCAUGUCGAAUCCUUCCAAGCAUUCACUUAAUAAAGCCACUGUUAAAUAUUAAGCUUAAUCACAGACGAGAAAGCUACAAUGUCUUUGGUAGCUCAUUCUAAUUAAAGAUUACAGACUGGCACGCAA
Messenger RNA from Dipodomys spectabilis (banner-tailed kangaroo rat), 1161 nucleotides. Its product is annotated as cytochrome b-c1 complex subunit Rieske, mitochondrial. Bases 59 to 883 code for a protein of 274 amino acids. The transcript has 2 exons. Gene Ontology annotation, biological process: mitochondrial electron transport, ubiquinol to cytochrome c. Gene Ontology annotation, cellular component: membrane. The record is from RefSeq and is a predicted model, not a curated record. Gene Ontology annotation, molecular function: 2 iron, 2 sulfur cluster binding; quinol-cytochrome-c reductase activity. Lineage: Eukaryota; Metazoa; Chordata; Mammalia; Rodentia; Heteromyidae.